Molecule: messenger RNA, 1269 nt
Organism: Trichoderma virens Gv29-8
Lineage: Eukaryota; Fungi; Ascomycota; Sordariomycetes; Hypocreales; Hypocreaceae
Product: glycosyltransferase family 1 protein
Exons: 1
Coding region: 1-1269 (422 amino acids)
Molecular function (GO): UDP-glycosyltransferase activity
Source: RefSeq, a predicted model, not a curated record
AUGCAAGCCGUCGCACAAGCCCUCGUCGAUCGCGGCCACGAAGUUGUUUGGCUGGCGAGCGAAGACAACAAAGCUCGCGUUGAAGCAACAGGAGCAACUUUUGUUGCGACUCGAGCCAUCGCCGCAGUUGAUGCACCACUUGCCAGGGAGAACGCUACGGGAAUUCUCGACCGCCAAUUUAAUCGACAGGGGUCGCGGAUCCUAGCUCAAGUUGCCGACUGUCGAGCCAUUCUGGCCGAGUUCCCCGCCGACGCCUUGCUUGUUGAUGUGUUUCCUUAUGGCGCCCGCGCUCUCGAAGAGCUUGGAGAAAUCCCCAUAUAUGCGACUCUGGGGGUAAUUCCAUUCUACACUUCAGGGCCAGCAGCCCCUAUGCCAGUGUCCGGGGAGUCACCUCCUACUUCGUGGCUGGGUCUGAUUAACAAUGGACUCAGACAACUCGUGUAUCGGUGGAUCCUACUUCCUCUUUUCCUAACUCCCUUGCUCAACAAGCAGAGAAACGAACUUGGAUUAAAGGACCUUCCAUAUGGAGAGCCACCAGAAUGCUUUACGUACAGUCCCUAUCUUCACAUCCAAGCUUCGUGUUCAACUCUCGAAUUUUCUCUGGAUCCCAACUCAGAGCAGCACAAGAACAAGAUAACCUACGUCGGCCCUCUAGUGAGGCCCUCUCCAAGUACAUCAAUUCAGCUGCCCUCUUGGUGGAAUGAUGUGGUGUCACAUUCGCGAGUCGUUGGAAUUACUCAAGGGACGCUCGCCAUGAACCCUACUUCGUUAAUCAUACCAUCAGUUCGGGCACUCAAGGAUAACUCGACACUUCUUCUCGUCGUCGUGUCACCGCACGGUGGAGAGGUGGAGGCACAAGUUGGGCACGCAGACAAUGUUCGUUACGCAGACUGGCUACCCUACCAUCUCCUACUCCCGCAGCUGUGUUUGCUCAUCACCAAUGGCGGCUAUGGAAGUAUAACUCAGGCACUCUCUCAUGGAGUUCCUCUUGUCUGUGCCGGUCAAUCGGAAGAUAAAAAGGAUACAGCCGCUCGAGUAACUUGGUGCGGCGCCGGGAUCGACCUUCGAACUGACAAUCCUACUCCACGCCAAGUCGAAGCAGCUGCCAAAAAGAUCCUUCUAGAUGGGAGCUAUUCAGAGAGAGCAAAACUCUUGGGCAACGAGCUCAACGAAUUAGGGGGCGCACAAAAAGCUGCAGAGUCGCUUGAAGAGCUGGCCAAGAGCACCAUGACUGAAAGCGAGGACUCUAUGGAUUCUAUGAAUGAAUGA